Messenger RNA from Aureobasidium subglaciale EXF-2481, 1260 nucleotides. RefSeq lists its product as uncharacterized. The transcript has a single exon. Bases 86 to 1075 code for a protein of 329 amino acids. Lineage: Eukaryota; Fungi; Ascomycota; Dothideomycetes; Dothideales; Saccotheciaceae. The record is from RefSeq and is a predicted model, not a curated record.
CUCUGCAUUCCCCCACUCCCAAGUUCUGACUCCAUCUUGCAGUAUUGACGAGGGGCGUUGAACAGACGCUUCAACUCAACCUACCAUGCUACUCCACACUCUUUCCAUAUACCUUCUGUCUCACACUAUAGUAACGUCUGCCUAUGCGAUCUCGACUGUAGUCGAAGGCGUCUCCAGGAUCGGGAACACAACCUCCUCUCACAUCUUUCUUCCUGUCGGUGAUGGUUUUUCUGCCAGCGACCUUGGUCCCAUGAAGUCUCGUGUUGGACCGAGCAGCUUUGAUGCCAGAGAUGGUAUGACAACAGUCACAAGGAAGGUUGCUAGAGAUAUAAUAGGACCAGCCACGACCAAUGCCGAAGGAGUCGUCCAAAUCAACGGUAUCAAUGUUCUUCAAGCUCCAAGAGAACCCAAAACAGUCACCAGGAUCCUGGAAGUGGUCAUAGCCAAUGUACACACCGGCGUCACUCUCUGUGGAUCCAACGAUGUUGCCGAACCCACCAAAAAUGCAGAAGGCGUUCUUCAGAUCUCUGGCAUUGACGUUCACCAAGCCACAGAAGCCAAUCAACCCACCAAUACAUUUCCACCAGCCACCACGAAUGCAGAAGGUGUCGUUCAGAUCGAUGGCAUCGAUGUUCUCCAGCCUGAUGUUCACACGCAAUUCGUGGAGGUGCUUGCCAUCGACAAUGGUCCCGGACCAACCCCUAGGACAAAGAUCACCGCACCCUAUCUCAAUCCAAUCUGGGGUAACACUAGACAAAGAUGGAUUCCCUUCCUCGGCGCCACUGUACCUGUUGCAUACGAACAUGAUAUCGAAUGGAUCACCAUCGGUCAGACUCAAUCAUAUUGUCAAUUUCCCGAUUUUUGUUGGUGGUUUCCGGAGCCGAAUAAACAAAAAGGGCCUGUCUACUAUAAAACAACCAUAAGAGAAGUGAGGAAAAGGACACCAGAAACAGGAGUUAUGGAGCUGGCUUCCAAUACUGUCACGCUUACUGACAAGGAUUUGUAUACGAGCACCUGGACUGCUUCGAGUACACCUACCUAUAUUACUUCGGGUCUAGCAAAGACUCCUUCGUGAAGAGGUUGCCGAGUGGUGACACACUGUCAAUUGGAAGUACUGCGAAUCUCCACAGAAAGACAGACGAUGGUCAGAGGAAGUUUAUGCAUAUCGAUGACCAACAUGCGGGGUCUUGGGAGUGCGUAGAUGCAGGCUGGAGUCUUCUGAUGUAUUUUCGACGAGUUUUCUCUUUCAGCAAACCAGCU